GCGGACAAGUUGCUCACUAACGCUGAUUUAGUCAAGAAGUUAGACUUAUGACGGUUUCUAGGAACGGGCCCCAGGUAUCUAUUUUGCGAGCGGUUCUCUUUGUCAAUGUUUUCCAACUUGACAGUAACCAAAAGCAAGCUAAAAUGGGGAUUAACAAAAGAAACUGCUCAACUGUUAAAACAGCCGAACCGUUGUCGCUAGAGGCCGGACAUGGGAGAAUAUCCAUUCAUGGGAUUUCAUUACCCAACCAGUCUUUGAAGAGGAAGGUCGCGGUUGCAUUCCACUCAAGUUGAGUGUCUCAUCUAUACAGGUCAUUGCAGGUCUUUGGAUACAAUCGUUUGCAGUUGAGGAAAAGGCGAUCUGUAUACGGAGAUUGUUCUCUUUAUUCAGCAAUCAAGAAGAGAAGUUGUUUUAAGAUCCCUGGAACAGGCUCAUAGUUUUGCAUUGGAUACCCUAGUCUGCUAAUUUCAGAGUUUCAACCUCCUUUCGCAUCAAUUAAUUCGCAUUUUCAUUUUUUCGUCAUAAGGAGAUGAAUAACCUCGUAUACGUGUGAGUGGACACAGACAUAUCCUUCAGUUAUCUUCACUACAUUGCACGGGAUGAUACCUGUCCUCGAUACCGCAGUCACACCGCCAAAUCGACCCCUUAAGCGUCCUCAUUAACCGACCAAUAACGUCCAAUACCAUUCGGGUAAUGUACUUUUAAUUCAGUUUAGUCAGUCUUUUGCCUGUCUCGCUGGUGUGACUCGGUAGUAUAGUCUCGUUGUUCUGUGAAUACAUUCGUGCAUGUAAUCUCAUCAUUUUCACUGUAUCGGCGGCCCAUCAGUGCAAAACCGGAGGAACGACCCGAGGACAGCUUUUCCCACUGUUGUUAAAGAUGGGAGACCGAGGUUUGAAGAUCUACUUCUGCGGCAGCAUCCAGGGCGGUCGACAGGAUGCUGAGCUUUACACCAGGAUCAUCAAGCAACUCAAGCAAUAUGGACAGGUCCUGACAGAGGUCAUAGGAAACAAGGAUGUUCUUCGUAUCGAGGCUGCUGUGACAGAAGCUGAGAUAUAUGAACAAGACAUCGAAUGGCUCGCUUCUGCUGACGUGGUGGUAGCUGAAGUCACACAGCCCUCUCUUGGAGUUGGUGUUGAGUUGGGAAGAGCACAGCUUUUAAAGAAGAAAGUCUUGUGCCUAUUUCGACCACAAGAAGGCAAAAUCCUGUCGGCCAUGGUUCGUGGAGCUCACGACGGGGAAUUGUUUAUGGUGAAGGACUAUAGGGAGGAGGACCUCCCUACAAUAUUCAGCGAGUUCUUUCGACAACAUGCCCCUUUUCACACCAACAGUAAUGCAGACUAAAAUUAAGUUGUGAAAGAUUCUCAAUCCUCAAUUUCAACAACGGCCUCCUUGACACCAAAUAAAUUGGGGAUUUAACAUAAAUUGAAGAAAGAGUGUCCUCUGAAAUGCCAUUCCUUACAAAGAACUUGGUCAACAUACUCAUUACUGGCAUCGUUUACACUGAGGCGGAUUGAGAUCCGUGAAGUAUAAGUGCACCCUCUGACAUAUACUGUCGCUCAAUCUGCUAAGAGGAAAUUCAAUGAGGAGAGAAUGAACUGGAAGUGGAAUCUCAUAUGAUGUUGUUAAAAUAAACUAAACUUGUGAGUCAUUAAAUCGACCAUUUUUCAUUCAGAACGGCUCAAACCUCGCCAUUAUCGUCAAAAUUGCAGCAGCUCGUAUUUAAUAUCUUAGAAUGUAUCUCCAACGAACGCAGUAUAACAUAAAUCAUAGUAUUAUUGUAUUAUUUUCAUAAUUUUACACUUGAACAGGGCUGAAUUCAGAGGCGAAUCCAUAAAGGGGGGGGGGGGUGUUCUUCUCUACAAAAUCAAGAUUUACAAUUAAAAAUACAAUUCAGAGUAAUUAUAAAUGAUGACCCUUUUUAAGCUUACCAAUUAAUUUCUUUACAUAUGCUGGUACCCCCUACCCCAAUAUAACCUUGGAUCAACUGAAAUAAAAAAAAUAAAAAAAUAUAUGAACAAACCACAAUUAAAAGAAACACACACAUGUCAACAAAACAUCAAUAAAAACACACAAGUCAAUAUUACAUGUACGUAUCAUUUUGUUCCAUUUUUAUUUUUCUCUCGGACGAGUGUACAGUAUCUGUAACUUUUCCUGAAUAUAAUAAAAUAAUUACUCCACAAAUACAGCGAAUAUAAUAAUAAAGUGGUUGCAGACACAUCUGCAUCUAUUUUUGUGGAAUAAAAAUGCUAUAGUAGGCAAACGCAGUGGUGAGAAAUAAAGACCAUUUCUGCCACGGUUUGCUGGGUACUUGGCUUCAGAUGAUUUGUAAUCAUUAAGAACACAAAAGAUUCUGAGCAAUUUACAUAUUCAGACACACACUGUGGAAUAAUAAGAGGACGGUAUUGCUAUGGUGGUAUCAAACAUGCAAAUGAGAAAAACAAUGUUAGUCAUGAUAGAUCAUUAAAGAUCCUGGAUGAUCGAACUUUCAAUUGGGUAAUUUUACUGAACAUUACAGACAUAAUUUAUUCAUGUUCAAACCGUUAAUACAGGUAUAACAUAAUGUUGUAUACAGUUUACAUAAUGGAUUAAAUAGUUAAAUGUAUGUUAAUUAAGUUAUUUCAAAGAGUAUGGGAUGGAAUGUAUUUUCAUCUAAGCAAAGUUAAAUUAAUUCAUUAUGAACAUAUAUUUGCAAACAUAAAUAAUGAAAUUAGAUUAUGAAGUGUCACCAUUUCUAGAUGGCUUUAUUCAAAAUAUAACUUAACAUUUCAGUUGCACUUUUGAACACACAUUGAUUCAGUGUUUAAAAAAAAUAGUUGUCAAAAUCAUCUUUGUCAUGAUUUAGUCAGACAACUUUACAGUAUAGUUCACAGUUCUUAAAUGUGAUAUACCCAUAUACCUGUAGAGUUCUAUAUAUUUCCCUGAUAUAAAGGGGAUACAAUGCAAUAGCUGAUGUAGUUCUGUCUUAAUAGAAUUAGUACUUGCCACAAGUUAAUAUAGACAUAUUCGGUUUUACUCAAAGAACCCUGUGAUAACCCCACAAUGUAAUUAUUAUUUUACUAUAAUAAUGUCAAAUUGCUGGCUGUGAUUAGUAGGGUCGAAGCAGCUUUCAUGCAGACACGUAAACAAUAUCUCUUCAUGAUAAAUUAUAAAAUCUUCAUUUUCUAAGAGCCAAAAAAUGGCAGAAGUCAUUUGAAAGAUUUUAUACGAGGUGGGUUUUCCCUACCCCUACUUUUCAACUUAUCUUUAAUACAUACAACUAUACAUGUACAUAAUCUAAAUAGUACAACGUUUUGUUCAUAAUCACAACUAAAGGUGCUAUUCUUUCCAAAUUCAUACUCCGUCAAGAGCAGCUUCAAAGUAGUUUUUCAAGAUAUGGCCCAGUUGCAUAAAAUGUGUAUCAGCUAAAUACUGCUGUGAUCAUGACAUACAUGCUCACUGCCAAUCAAAUCAGAUGAUUUCAGUAGAAUUUAUUAAUUGUGACUUUUAUGAAACAAGGUUAUUUUGUCAUUGCACAAUGUAAGGCAUGGAACCUACAUGUACAUAGGCUGUCCAACAUCAAGCAACUAAAUCUAUAUUGAAUAAACCUAAAUGUUGAGCCCAAUAUGCCAAUCAAGUCUUGAUCUUCGAUUAAAAAAUACAUUUUGUUUGGUCAAAUAUUCACUUUUCUGAUCUUAUAUUGGCUAUGAUGAUGAUAAAUCUUAUCAUGGCAUAAAUAACAUUUAUUCUAUGCCACAUAAAAGUACAGAUUAGAAUGAAAAUUGGCCAUGAAAAUGUCUAUGGGGUGGCCUAUUAUCUCUUGUGAGAUUGUGAACUGCUUACC
Strongylocentrotus purpuratus (purple sea urchin) is the source of this 3820-nucleotide messenger RNA. RefSeq names its product 2'-deoxynucleoside 5'-phosphate N-hydrolase 1. Gene Ontology annotation, molecular function: 5-hydroxymethyl-dUMP N-hydrolase activity. Gene Ontology annotation, biological process: deoxyribonucleoside monophosphate catabolic process. Gene Ontology annotation, cellular component: nucleus. Bases 877 to 1341 code for a protein of 154 amino acids. The record is from RefSeq and is a predicted model, not a curated record. The transcript is spliced from 5 exons. Lineage: Eukaryota; Metazoa; Echinodermata; Echinoidea; Camarodonta; Strongylocentrotidae.